This is a messenger RNA of Tetrahymena thermophila SB210, 3735 nucleotides long. RefSeq lists its product as hypothetical. The transcript is spliced from 6 exons. The record is from RefSeq and is a predicted model, not a curated record. NCBI's taxonomy places the organism in Eukaryota, Ciliophora, Oligohymenophorea, Hymenostomatida, Tetrahymenidae. Gene Ontology annotation, cellular component: nucleus. Gene Ontology annotation, molecular function: protein binding.
AUGUUGCAAAAAAUCAAAUAUGAAACUAUUAACUAUGGUAGGUUUGAUAAGUUAAGAAAGAAAUUUUUAAGUCCUGAUUUCGAACCUGAAGAAUGCAAGGAGUUAGAAUUAAGUCACUAACAUUCCAAAGAGCUUCCAACAGCGAAGUGUUUUGAGAUAGUUAAGAAUUUAUCAGUCUUGAUUCUUUCGCAUAAUUAAAUUGCUCGAUUUGAUCCUAAAAUAUUGACUAAAGGAGCUCCUUAACUUGAAGUACUCGAUUUAUCUCAUAACAAAAUUGAAAUCUUGGAUGACAUUGUAGAUUUAGGAACUUUAGUUCAUCUUAAAAUUUUAGAGUUUUCUAAUAACCCACUAUGCAAUCAUAUUAGUAGGAUAAAUACUAUUAUUGAAUUAUUCUUUCCUGAAAAAUAUAAAAAGUAUGAUCCUGUUAAAAUACUUACUGCUAGUUAUUAGUAGCAUCCUCCUACUAGAUUAUCGCUAGAGGAAGAGGAGUAGAUGAAGAAAGAUUUAUAAGUAUUUUAUAAAUUUAAUGAAGAAUUAGAAGCUCAUGAAACUCGCAAGUCAGUGAGUAAAUAUAGUCACAGAAACACUCUUGCAAAAUAUGCUGUAGAACCUUGUCCUGUUCCUCGUAAGUCAAGAUUUAAAAAUUUGGAGUAUCUAAAUGGUUAAAUUAUUACGAAGCUAGAUAUGAUGAGAGCUUCUGGAAAAGAUAAGAUUAAGGAUAUUGUAGAGGAUGAGAAUGAAUAGAAUAAUUAAUUUAAGAAGAUCCCAAGAUAAAAUGAGGAGUUGCAUAAAAAAUAUCUAGAAAAGUAUGUGAAGAGAAUCAAAAAAAUGAAUGAAGAUAAUAUGGCUACAAAUGUGAGAAAUAUCAAGUAAAGUGGAGAUGGAACAGGUGGUGAGGAAGAUCUAAAGUAUCUUUCGAAAGUCGAUGAAGCCCUUUCAAGAGGAGCUGCAAGUACUAUAGAUCCUAGGAAAUAUGCUGCUGAUAUUUGGAAUAAACCCCUUGAUUUACUUUAUAAAGAUGCCACUUUCUCAAUAUCGAUGAAGGAGUACAAGCAAAUGCUUAAAGAUUAUGAAGUUGAAAAAAAGAAAAAAGAGGAGAAAAAGAAAGAAAUACAAACUGAAAAGCGUAAGUAAAGGAGGAGUAGAGUGAUUAAGAAGCUUCUCAAAGCAGGGAUAUAGCCAGUUACUGAUGAAGAGAUGAAACAGUUUGAAGAUGACAGUGAUCCUGAUGGAGAUAAUUUAUUUAAGUCAAAGAGGGGGAAACCAAGACUUAAAUUCGAUUUAAACAAAUUAGAGGAGAAACAAUACAGUAGCAGUGAAAGCGAACAGUCGGAAAGACUUUACUAAAGAGAAUUAAGUAGCUUUUCAAUAAACUCACCAAGAGAUAUAAAAGAUUUUGAAGAUUUUAAUUAAGAAGAUGAUGGUGUUACAUUUUAAGAAACCAUGGCUUAAGAAGAAGAAAGAAAGCAAAGAAAGAAAUACAAUUAUUAACAAUAAUCUGCAGACGUAGAUGUCUUAGAACUUAAGAAAAGAUUAGAUAAUACUAAGGCUAAAAAUCAGGCUUUAACUUAAAAAAAACCUUUUUAAAUUAAUGCUGCUCAAAAAAAACCUCAAAAGAAGGAAGAAGAUAAAAAAACUUUUAAAUAUACUUCGCCUUCUCAAGAAAAGGUAGACAAUCUUACAACUCAAUAAGAUAAUGAAGCUAAAAAUAAGCUAGAUCUUUCAUAUAACACACCAGAUUAAAACUAAAACCAAACAUCAUAAUAUUAAGAUGAUUUGUCAAAAUAAACAAAUGAAAAAAUGAAUCAAGCAAGUUAAUAAAAUUUUUCUCAUCCAGGAAUUGAAGCAGUUCCUGUCAGCAGGUACGAGUUCAUACAUAACAAAAAUACUGAAUAAGUAAAUAAAGAAGCUCUUAACAGCUACAUAAAGAAUUAGACUCACUCCUCAUUUAAAGUAACCAAUAAAAUUUUCUCAAACCACAAUAAGGAAAGGGAACAGCAGCAGAGGUUGUUCUCUGCUAAAGCAGAAGGAAGAGUAGGAUCAAGUAAUAUUUUCAAAAAAAAGAGAGAUAGAUCAAGCAGUUCAAGCUUGAGUGAAUCUGAAAAUAAACAAGCUGAUAAAAAUACAACUGGGAAAAAGUAUUUGUCGAAGUAAAGCACAACUUAUAAGUCAACUGGAGCACUAAGCACAAUUUAGAAAUCUUAAAGUACUCAAAAACAAAAUAACAUAACUGCAACUAGAAGUAAUUAAAGAUUACAGUCAUAACCUUCUUUGCAACCAAAUAAGCUCAAAGAAGAAAAAAAGGUUUAUAAAUGUGAUAUUCCAACUGAUUAGCUUGUUCCUACUGUGGAGUAAGGUUUUGAUCCACAUUUGAGAAUAGCAGCCCUUUAUAAUCCAGAAAAUGAAAUGCAUAAACAAAUUUAAAAAUUCAAAUAAAAUAUGGAGAAUUGUAAUUUGUUACAACUUCAGAUUUAAGAGUUAGAUAAAAAAGUUGGACCGAAUUUAUACAAAAAGAAGCCAGUGUCAUAGUUUGUUUAGACAAUUAAUUAUGAUGAAGCUUUCAAAUAUUUGAAAGACACUGUUAAAGACUUCAAAGUUAUGAACAGUAAUGAUCUAGCUAAUCACAUUGAAUAUAAAGUAACAAGAAAGAAAGUUGAUCCUAUGUCUAAGAAGAAGAUGUCUACUUUUGAGCUUUACACUAUCAUUAAUAAGGCAAAUGAUUAUGAUCAAAAAAUGGGACCUAAGUUGAAGGAGAAAGACAUUAAUGAAAAAUUGAGUUAACCACCUACUAGUCUUGAUUUUGAAGAGAGAAAUCAGUUGUAUAACGCUUUAGAAAUAUUAGAAGAAAUAAAACUGAAGAAGAUGAAAAUAAGUAAAGAACACUUGAGGAGAAUCGAAAAGAAGGAAAUAGAAAGAGCCGAGCACGAUGCUCGUUUAGCUUACCAUUACUAUAAGCUAAGAAAUCACAUAGAUGACGGUAAUCUUGAAAAAUAUCUUAAGAGACUCAAUAUAGGACUAGAUGGUAAAAAUGAUUAAGGCAAAAUUUAAUUCAAAAAGAAGAUGGGCAAAAAGAAUGAUAGUUAGAAUUUUGCACUCAUGUACGAUGAAACUAAUGUUCCUCAGUAUUACAACAGAAAUAAAAACUUAGUAAAUAUCAAUUUUGUUUUAAAUAAAUGCUCUAAAUUAAGCAUAUAUAUUAACUUAAAAAAGUCUGAAGGAGAUAAGAAGAAAGAAAAGAAAGGAUUUGUUGGACACUAUGAAGAAUUAAUGAAAUUAAAGAAAGAAAUAAUUGAACCAAGAGAAAUUCCCGAAGUUAAUCUAACAGGAUUCAUUUUAGAAAAAUAUCCAGAUAUUAAUGAAUGGGCUAACUCUCGUUUAUACGUGCCAUAACCUAAACUCACAUUCGAAGAUUUAAUGGAGUAAAAUGAUAGAAAAAUAAAAGAUGAAUUCUAGAAGAGUAGAAAUAACAAAGUUUUGAGCAUAGAAGAAUAAAUGAUGAAAUAUGCUUAGGAAUUCAAAGAAAAAGAAUAACAAAGAGAUGAGCUUAGAAAACGUAUUGAGGGAUAUGUUAAGAAUGGUACCAAAAUACUUGAUGAUUUCUUAAAAUAAGAAAUGUUUGAAAUAGAUAAGCGUUACGAUCUUAAUCACUGCAUGAAUGAGUAUAUAAAGCUUAUGAGAGAAGACAAAUUGCCAAAAAGAAUUCCUGCUUCUCAAAUUAAAAAAAAUGUUUAGUGA